This is a messenger RNA of Chionomys nivalis (European snow vole), 3073 nucleotides long. Its product is annotated as N-acetyltransferase family 8 member 2-like. The transcript has 4 exons. Gene Ontology annotation, molecular function: N-acetyltransferase activity. Lineage: Eukaryota; Metazoa; Chordata; Mammalia; Rodentia; Cricetidae. Bases 569 to 1249 code for a protein of 226 amino acids. The record is from RefSeq and is a predicted model, not a curated record.
GCGGAGCUGAGCGGCGCUGUGCCGUGCACCCCUCCCACUGCUCCCUAGCCCUGCCUUGGAGGGAGCGCUGCAAACAGGCCAGAAGAUCUGUGCGCUGUCACACAAGAAAAGUGUCAGCGCGACGGGAGGAGCAUUUCUUCCCGCCAGGCCCUGAGAGCGGAACUCAUUUUCAGCUCCGGAAGAUCGUCCCCCUCAAACAAGUCGCCAUUUCCGGAAGCCUCCAAUUCCUCCCAGGACUCAGCUAAUGAAGUGUCGGACCAGAUCUGCUCCCUAGAGCCUCAUCAGCCCCUGGUACAUUCUCCUGGGUGUCGUUGGAAGCUGAGGCCAUCUUGGACACUCUUGCAACUGUGGUACCAGACUGAGUCUUUCCAAUUGCUGGAAAAAGGAUCUGCUGAUACUUGUGCCUGGGAACACAGGAGUGUUCGGUGUCAGGACCCUGAAGAGGAAACAGAGCCCUCAGAACAACAUAGUUUUCCAGCGUACCCCAAUAUCCAAGGGCUAAGGGAAGCUGUGCAAGAAGGUCUCGCUGUCCCUGUGAUCACUGAUAUUUGAGAGCCACAGGUCUCCCAUGACUCCUUAUCACAUCCGCCAGUACCAGGAGAGGGACCACAAAAGGGCCCUGGAAUUGUUCUCCAGGGGCAUGAAGGAACAUUCCUCUGCUUCUUUCCGCCGUAUCUUAACACUGCCCCGGACUCUCCUGACUUUACUUGGGAUACUCCUGACCAUAGUCCUGGUUUAUGGCUCCUGGCUCCUGGCCACACUGUGCUGCCUCUUUGUACUCCUUUGCCUGAGGCUCUUUGACUGGCUUUUUUGGAGAAACUAUGUGUCUACAUCUUUGCAGGCAGAUAUGGCUGACAUCACUAAGUCGUACCUGAAUGCACGUGGCUCCUUCUGGGUGGCUGAGUCUGGGGACCAGGUGGUGGGCAUCGUGGGUUGUCUGCCAGUUAAGGACCCCCCAUUAGGGAGGAAGCAGCUGCAGCUCUUUCGCCUGUCUGUGUCCUCACAGCAUCGUGGACAGGGCAUAGCGAAAGCACUGGUCAGAACUGUCCUCCAGUUUGCACGGGACCAGGGCUACAGUGAUGUUGUCCUUGAGACCAGCAUUGUGCAGUAUAGUGCUUUGGCUCUCUACCAGGCCAUGGGCUUCCGGAAGACAGAUGAAUACUUUAUUAGCAUAUUCACAAGGUUAAUGUCUUUUUCUGUCCUUCGUUUCACUUACUCUCUACCUUUUGAUUGGGAACCACGGAUGUGAUCCUUCUCCUUUGUCUGUCUGUGAGGCUCCAGUUCACUCUGCUGCAGGAACCAGCAAACCCUGGUAGUUUACUGCUGCCAAUCACACGAGCUCGUUUUUCAUUCCUCUCAGAUCCGGUCUUGCUGGAGGUGAGCUGUAGGUUUUGGCUCCCUGUUCCUUUCUGUCCUUUGAAGUGUCACCUUUUCCUUCCUGGUGCCGUGAUGAUGUAGCACAGAAGCCAACCCGAGCCCAUCCGCACACAUUUCAUGUGUGAAUCUGUAGCUCCCAGUUUCAGCAAGGUGUUUUCAAGUUCCAGCAGCCCAGUCAGGAUUCAGCAUCUGCAGAGAGGCGAAAGAGGGAGCAGAGUAUUUCCUGGGACACUGAACUUGUCACUUAGGGGAAAAUCUAAGACCUGCACAGAAGAGGAGCCUCCUCCAGAGGCGUGGCGCAGUCCGGGGUCAGGGUGGCAGGAGCUCUGCGAGAACGGGAGCAGCGAAGCUCCUAACUUACUGCUAGGCCACCUUUGUGCCCAGGGGAGAGCAAUCUUGAAUGGCCUCUCCUGGGUGUGGUGAUCCCUUAUGGAUGCAGGAGGAGGGUAAGGAGUCAGGAAGUGUCAUGAAUAUGUCACCGUAGAGAAGAAUCCCAGAACCAAGUGGCCUUUGGUUGAGUUGCACAGCGGUGGGCCUCCAAUGAUCCUGGUUGUCCUCUAUAAAAAGAUUUCAGAAGCCCAACCCUAAGUGUCUUACAGAGAAGAGAAACCCCCGGAUUGGCAGUUAAGAUGACAGUUCUGGGGUGGGAACAAAGGCAGUCUCACAAUAGUGAGGUUGCUGGGUGAAAUUCCAUGCUGGAUAAGGAAGCCUCCCUGAGUUGUUGGUAAGCAGAAGCCCUGAGGUCCAACAUAAAUGCUCUUGCCUCUGCCUUUGGUCGAAUGCCUGACCUAGGGACUCCUUCCUGAAGACGUCGCAUGCCUCGGUCUCAGACUUAAAGGAGUCCAACAGGGAGUGAGCUGAAGGGUCUCUGCUGGCUGAAUUUCUAGUGCCAAGACGACAAGGCAGGCUCUGAGGGGGAAUUGUUGCAGACAGGUUUGCUUGGUUCUAGAAACUGCGUGCCGUACUGUUACAUGCCCGGAGGAUGCACACAGUGGGGCAAUGCUACCAGUAUGUGUGCAGACAGCUGCUUUCUGAUUAAACGUAAGGCCUGUUCCACAGGGCGGACUCCACUGAGCACUCUAAGCCAAGAUCAAGUCCUGUGGCUGUGGAGGUGAUAGGUCCAGUAAGGUGACUGCCCCAUUGUUUUUUGUUUUUAGUUAGGCAAGUGUAACGUGUCAACUUGCCUUCCAAGCAUUUGUGUUUAUGCCUUUACGUGACUGCUGUGCCAGCCUCAGAUGAAGGAGACUUCUCUCAGUGGGUGGUGGUUUUUUCAGAAACUGAUUGUCAAAUUGCUGAGAAUAAGUUCCUUUGAUAUAGCCCAGUAUUGUGUCAGAAAUGGAAGAAAAUAAUGUAUAUAUCAUCUGUUUCAAGGCUUAUGAGAGCUAUGGAUGAGGGCACAUAAACCUUUAAGGUCUGGAGUGGGCAGAGUGUUUGGUCUGAAUUGGAACAUCCUCCAGUGGAGGGCUGACAGAGAUGCAACAGACUCAGGAAAGGGCUCUUGUGAACUCUCCCUAAACUCACCUAGGCAGUAAAAUUUCCUAGCAGAGAGAAGACUCUUAGAAACCCCACUGUUGUAGAUUUUGUGUGUUGUUACCCAUGCAAUGGUGGCCUGUCAAUUACUACAGCUGCCUGGCUCACUCCUGCUCCUGUAAAUAAUCCCUCGUCAUGUUCCUGCAAGUACCUCCAAUAAACUGGU